CGGGUUUUAAAAAUUACCCAAACUUGGAUGGUCUGAAGAAUGCACCCCGGAAAUCUUGAACGGAAUUCGGGUACAACGAUGGCGGACCACACCCCUUCCUAACGGAGUACUUACCCCGGGGCCUUGUACCGGAUAACUAGGGCUUGACAUCUAUUAUCUGUGAGCUUAAAACAUGGAAACAUGGCACAACACCAGAAGUUUUGUGUAAACUGUAACCACGGUUACCACAACACAGACAUUUGUUAACCACAAAUACCACAAGUAUUGACAAAGUGAAAGUGUACAGUAUCCGAAACAUUGACCAUGUUGAAAUUUGUUUCACGAAAACCUCCAAAGGGAAAAGCUGGGGGUCAACAGUAUUCUGAUUAUCAUAGCCAAGAAUCACAAGCUCCUAAAGCACACCAGACAAGGCUUUUUCGCACGAGGGUUUCUCCCGGAAUGAGAAGCCCUCCAAGUUUCGACCCCGUUAAGGGAGAUAAGUCUCAUAUACACAUGUCUGAUAAUUCAGGAAGGGACAGUUUGGGAUAUGACGCUACCAGUGAAGUUCAGACCGAGUGUGUAUAUGACAAUUUGGACAAGGUCAAAGAAAGGUCAAGGCAGAUGCAGGAAAAUGGUCAGGAUUUCAGUUACGAUUCAUCUGACCUCACAAGGUCAAGGUCACCAAGCAACUUGAGUUCAGAAUCAUCACCUUAUGGAAGUUUACGGAAAAAAUACGAAAAACAUCAGGAUCCACGGCGGAGUGGUCAUGGGUACCGUCACGUGACAUGGAGUCCUGAUGUUACCAAUGGUGACAAUUUAUCAAUGAUCGGUGAGAAAUACGAAUCACCUGCGGGGAAUCUGCAACAUAAGUCUCCGUACAAUAUGGCCACAAGGACUUACAUGGCUGACGAUUACGUCCAUCGCAAACCUGAUCUGUCACAUAUACGUUACACGGUCGGUAAUGUGAAGGAUUGUAUACAAACAGUACCAGGCCCGAAUAUACAUGGGUCGGGAAGGACAGUCAACAUGUCCGAACAAUUCAGGGGAGAUAAGCGUGCCAGAGAUUUCCAUAUCUCCCGGAAUAAACCUGUGCAAUCAUCAUCAUUGACUUCAACCGAUUCAAAUUUGAGUGACAUUCAUUUAGGACCUCGUCAAUUUCCAAGGGACCUGGAACAGUCCCUUGUUGAUCCGUCCCUGGGGACAGAAAGUGCCCCUAACUAUGCAUAUUACACAACACUCCCUGCCAAUUUUAGUAUGCGAUCAAAUUUUGUGUUUUCUCCGCGUGUUUGUAGUACACCGAUAAAAGAUUUGUCCAAAACAAAAGAUAGACCAAGAUUAAAAGUCAUCAUUCCGCCAAAGGAAAGUGAUUUUCUAUCGACCAAUCAGCACACAUUCCAAAGUCAUGUGACCAACACAGAGACAUCAGACGGAGUGACCAGCGAUGGAAAUGAUGAGUACGAUAACAUCGUCACGGAACAAGAUCAAGUAGAUUAUGGACGAAAAACAAGCAACAUUGCAGGACAGGGUGUAUUUAAAAUGGAGAAUCUCUCAGAACGAAAUGUGGCAAAAGGGAAGAGUCAAUCUACACAAUCUAAAACUAAUUAUCGUGGGUUGUUUAAUACUUCGCAGUCAGGGCCUAGUCAUAAGGAUCAACUAAUACAACAGUCUCCCUCUAAACAGUCUGAUAAAAUGGAUCAUAAUCAAAAACAGGUCCGCAGAGGAUUUCCCAGACUUUUUCUCCCAAAGGAAAAAUCUUGGAAUAAAGCUCAUACGGAUAGUCACCCAGAAGUGGUUGGCAUGACGUCCAGUAUUCAUGAUCACCCUUCUGUGAGUGGACAUCCAACCACCGGAACCACCACCACCAUGGAAUCGACAGGAUUUCACGAUAGAAGAGACGGAUAUUAUCACCAUUUGGACAGUUUAGUGAGAGCUCCUAGGAUAAUUCCUGAGCCAAAACGAGUUGAAACAGGACCAGUUUUGUAUCAGCAGAUAAGGAAAGGCCUCGAACAACAAUCUAAGGGAGGUUAUCCCAGUGGGAGGUAUAUGGAACAGCCUUCUUCACGCAAGGUGAUGACAUCGUGUGUUCCCCAAGUCAAUCAUGAGGUGAAACAUGAAUCAGUGAAAAAAUAUCAGUACUCCCCAAGAGAGCCUCCGGCAUCAGGCUCCAACACACCGGGCACAAACAUGUCUACCCUACGAGACAUGAUCAACAGGGCACAGGUAGAGGAUGACCAGCUGGUUCUGGACCUCGUGUACAUCACGGAAAGGAUUAUCUCAAUGUCCUUUCCAUCUGAUGAACAUGAAGCUACAUACAGUUAUAACCUCAAAGAGGUGAUGAACAUGCUCCGCACAAAACACGACGACAAUUGUCUGGUCAUCAACUUGUCGGAGCCAAGGCAAGACCUGGAGAAAUUUAACCCGAAGCAUGUGAUAGACUACGGAUGGCCCGACUACCUGGCCCCGCCCCUGGAGCGUCUCUGUAACAUAUGUAAGGCCAUGGACUCCUGGCUAAGUACCGACGCACGUCAUGUUGUCGUUGUACACUGCAAAGGCAGCACGUCACGAAUAGCUGUCGUCAUAGCAGCCUUCAUGCACUACUGCAGCAUCUGCGCCAGUGCUGACCAGGCAUUAGACAGAUUUGCUAUGAAAAGGUUCUACGACGACAAGCUAGGGGGGAUAACUCUUCCUUCCCAAAUCAGAUACGUAGAAUAUUUCUACGGUCUACUAUCGGGUGCGAUAAAGAUCAACAGUAACCCGCUGUAUCUCCACCAUAUCGUCAUUCAUGGGGUGCCCAACUUCGACACACAGGGGGGGUGUCGGCCCUUUAUCAAGGUUUACCAGGGGAUGCAGAACAUCUUCACGUCAGGUGUCUAUAAUGUGACCGACCAGAUGCAGAAGGUGUGUAUUUCCAUUUCGCCGGGAAUCCCGCUGCGCGGGGACAUCAUGAUUAAAUGUUACCACAAAAAGGCCAAGACAGGACAAAGGGAGGUGGUAUGGGCAUGUCAGUUUCACACCUGCGCCAUCUCUGGAUACACUGUCACUUUCGCCAAGAAUGAUCUCGACGAUGCCAGAUCAGACCCUCGAUUUCCAGACUCGGGAAAGGUGGAGUUUGUGUAUGGUAACAGUCAAGAUAGCAAUGUUAGAGACGUGUCUGAAGUGACAGAUUUCAAGUCGGAUGUCACAGUUCCGGUGGACGACGGCUCCGACGCUCUGGUGAGGUGGGAUUCCUAUGAAAAUUUUUCAAAUGUCAAAAAUGCUGAUGGGACAAUUAAUGAUGUGAACGAAAACACUGUGACAUCUUCACCAAGAGAGGGCGCCACCCGCUCCAUCCGAGAACAGCACUCACAUGGCCCAGUAGAUGGCAGUCUGUACGCUACUGUCACUAAACGCAAGCAUGAACAUGUCGAAACCACGAGCAGUACACUUUUUCAAAAUGGCACGUCACAUGAUCAACAAAACGGCUCCCAUACAUCCAGCGUGGAUUCGGGUAUCUCUGCAUCCUCUUCCGGUGUUGCAGGAAACACCAGUUCAAACAUGAACACGACAAGUACCAGCGUGAAUAUUACUCCACAAUAUACAAGUAAUGUCAAUAACAACGAUUCGUUACACCAAAGCUUUUCUUCUACGUUGAAUUCUUCCAAAUCGAGCUACAAUAAUGGUGUUUCUGGUGGACAGAAGAAGACAGUUCCGCCGUUGGACGAGCAAACACAAUUGGACAUGAUUUUAAGUGACCUACUGAAUGAUUCGGUGUUUGUGUCGAGUCCUCAGAGUCCCCCUAAAAGUGGUGCUAAUUCUGUUUCCAAGGACACUCGGACUUUCCGUACAUAUGACACACAAUCCACUCCGGAUGGCAAAACUAUGUACCAAACUGCGGAGGUUACAUAUAAAAUCCCCGGGGGUUACAAGGAGGAAAGAAAUUACACCAUGACUAAAACAGAGGAGAAGUCUUAUGUGCCUAAGAAUGCAUUUAGUUACACAUCAGGGCCUACGUCCCCGGAACUUCAGCGUAAGGCUGAAAGUCCCAAGACUCACUCACUGCCUUAUAGAACAGACUAUGAUAACCGCUAUUACAGCAAUAACGAAUCGACCUUUAAUCGUACCAUGGACAGCUCACGAUCCAUGUCUCCGAAUGAACAGACUUCAUCUUGGCUCCAGGAGCAGCAACAGAAACUCCGACAGCGAAAGGACAGCAAAGACGAGAAAACAGUACAACAGGAACGCCAGCUGGUCGAGGAACUCAAGACAGCACAAAAUAAGUACUUUAUGAAGCGUGCCCAUAACCAAGCCGAGGAACAGGCGACGAUGGAUACAUAUCGAACCUCGCCGCCACCCGUGUCCAAUGGACCCGUUUCGUCGUCCUACGUCGUGACUCAAAACCACUCAUACUCAACAGAUCGAUCUGCCCACGAGCCGGUCCGGUCCUUCUCGCCUCCAAAUUUUACAGGUGACUCCUUCUUUAACUCAUCCUACAAGUCCACUAGCACCUCAUCAACACAAAAACCACCCCCAUCCCCGGGCCAGCAACGAGCCCCGCCCCCUCUAACAUCCCCUGUCACCCCUCCUGUCAGAUCAAGUAGCAAAGACUUCAUGCAACGCUCCCGCAACACAAGCACUAGUUCAUGGCAGGGGCGUGUCGGACAGAAGGAACCCGAACAGGAUAUUAAACCGGCCGUAAUAAGGGCUAUUAGUAUAACAACCCCUCCCCAAUCCCCUCGCCCAUUCUCUCCCGUUCAAAAGCAGCAGACGUACCAAGUGUCCACAACACGGACCACGGUCGAAAAGCAGCAACCCCAACAACGGGACCAGAAUUUAGAUAUACAGAUGACCUUGCCAGUGCACGCACCCACCAAAACCAAGAUCACGGAGGUGCAGGAGGUUAGCCACCCCGAGGGUCAGAAGAAAUCCCAUUACAUCACUGAAGUUUACGUUCACCGGACAGCUGGAGCCGACGGGACAGGCACGACGCAAAGGAGCACAACAGCAGAGCAGAAGGAAAAGGUAGAAAAGGAACGCAACCGAUUAGAAGAACUGGAGAAAUCUCUUCAGGCUGCUUCUAAUUCCAUCAUAGCCACAACGCCAUGGCAACAACAACAACAACAACAACAACAAAAGAGCUACUCUACAACAGAGCGUCAUGUCACAAGGCGUGUGGAGACGAGGAAGUAUGAAACACAACAACAGCAACAGUUUCAGCAGCAGACACAGUCUGUGAGUAGUUUUGAUGGACAAGGAGAGGCUCCGCCCCUUUCCCCACCUCCUCACCAGAGAAGCACGUCACCUGAGUGGGAUAACAUGAAUAUGCAUGGUUCAAUUACGGUAGCAGAAGGAAAUGGAAAAGAUGCAAAUUUUCCAAGAAGAUUAUCAGAGGCGACCUCUCUGCCAGGGUCAAAGUUCAAUAGUUUACCAAGGUCAGAGGUCAGCGAGACAAGUGAGGUGGAUGCCAGGAUGUCCUUUGUGGAAGCUAACACUGCUCUGAACAAACUUCUUGGGGAGUUGACUGCCUGGACUAAAGAAACACCGGAAAUGACCUUGAACUACAACCUUGACUCCCGAACCGUAACCGUAACUGCAGAUAUGUCUGACACUGAGAAGAAAAACCUCAGAAGUAUUGAUCAGAAACAGGAAAUGGUCGAGGUCAGUCCGGACACACUUACAGUCACUAAAGGUAGUACAGAUAAGAUGGGAGAUAACUCUAGACCCAGGGGGAAUGAACUGGAGGUCCAGUGGGGUAGCUGUAGUCGCAGAAGUAGUAGAGAUGAGCUGGAAAGUGGCCGAGGAGACGGAGAUUUCCUCGGAGAGACCAGGACUCGCGAAGAACUUUUAUGGGGCAGCAAUAGCCGGAGGGGAAGUCGGGAUGAGAUGAGAUCACAAGAUGGCAGCCGAAGGGGAAGUCGGGAUGAAAUAAGAUCACAAGAUGGCAGCCGAAGGGGAAGUCGGGAUGAGAUGAGAUCACAAGAUGGCAGCCGAAGGGGAAGUCGGGAUGAAAUAAGAUCACAAGAUGGCAGCCGAAGGGGAAGUUGGGAUGAGAUGAGAUCACAAGAUGGCAGCCGGAGGGGAAGUCGAGAUGAAAUAAGAUCACAAGAUGGCAGCCGGAGGGGAAGUCGGGAUGAAAUAAGAUCACAAGAUGGCAGCCGGAGGGGAAGUCGAGAUGAAAUAAGAUCACAAGAUGGCAGCCGGAGGGGAAGUCGAGAUGAGGUUGAAGCAGGACAAAAAGUAGACUUUUAUAUUGCAACUAGUCAGCAAGUACCUACUCCAUGCAGCCUUGUUGCCAGAGAAUUCAGACCAUACAAUCAAGAAGUCCUGACUGAUGAUCAGAUUGAUGUGCCUGUUCCAAGCUUUGGAUUGCAAUCACAGACCGUCACAGAUUCAUCAGAAAUCUGCCCUGUUACCGGCGCAAGGAGUGCUGAGAGACGGGAACAACAUGUUGCCAUGAUACACGAAGAACAACCUGGAAUGAAGACGACUCGUUCACAACAGCAUGACUACACUACUUCAACGAAACAUUUCCAACCAGACGUGACCAUCAACCACAAAGGGGCUACGUCCAACUGGUCUGCCCAGAUGAAUUCAGAAUCAAACUCAGAAAGAAAGGCUGGUCAGUUGGUCCAAAAUAUGGCCGCUGAAGCGGAGAGUAAGUCUGCCCAGAAUUCAGACAAACACGAGUGUAUGAUCAAUAUCCCUGGUCAGGGAGAACUCAGUGCCGACCAACUAGGAAUGCUACAUACGUAUCUCACCGAGGGAGGAUCUUCCCUGAAAACGGAGAAAUCAGACAGAAUAGAAACUUCCGCUGGAGUCCAAUCUGCUGCAACAACCAUUUCCAAGGUUCCAGUGGAAAGAGAAUCUGCCGAUAAAGCUGUUGGUUCAGACCAAAGUCACGGAAGUCAGACCAAUCGUGGGACAUCCGAAUUUGAUGUUGAUGAAAACGGCCAUUACAGCAUUAUUGAUGGUUCGCAGAUGUCCAAAUCAUCCAGUAGGCAGCGAUUUGUCACUUCAGAAUAUCAAACCAUCGAUUCGUUGAAAGGGUCGGAGGAUGUCAGGACAGGUAAAGAUCCGACGAGAUUCACCAACACUACAGGUACAGGACGAAGGCAGUUUAUUACGUCAGAAUAUCAGACAAUCGACACCUCAGAAACCCAGACAAAUUCCACUUCACAGACAGAAUUUACGACCACUGAGUCCAGUAAAGCUGCAGAUGAGGUCAUCUACAGCCAGGUCAUGAAGAAGAAGAACCAGGUACAGGCCAUAGCUCCCCCGCCACCAAAACAGAUCAGCGUUGUGGAGGAAGAUAAGAUCAGUCUCCGCCCGAUCGGCCCCGGGGUCCAGACUCUGGAGCCAGAGGGUAUGGGAACCAUGGGACGUUCUGGUGCCACAACGCCAAGCUUCCCCGUGAGCCCAGUCGCUUCAGCAGAACAAUUUAUCCAGGCCAUACAGGCAAAAGUUCGCAGAAUGUCCCUUGGAUCUAACCAGGAUUUGCAUGCAACUCCACCAUUCCCUGUGUCCCCCAGGACUCCAUAUCAUAACCAAGCGCCCACGCCGACAAUGUCACCUUCCUCACCAUUUGCUAGCUAUGACAAAGAAGAAGCCUACAAUAAUAUGGUCGCGCGGCAGAUUUGUCGCGGCUCAGACCCGCUUUAUGCUUCCAUCCCUGAAGAUGUCGGGGGCCUCAGACGUUCAGCUGGCAGUGUGAUGAGUCCGUUCAACACAAUGUCAUCAACGACAUCGCAACAACAUCACGUGACCCAGCACCACCAACAACACCAGGUGCAUCAGCAGCAGCCGCAGCCGCAGCCGCAGCAGCAACACCAAGUCAUCCAACAGCAGCAGCAACACCAACAACAUCAACAACACCAACAACAAUUUCAUCAACAAAACCAACAACACCAACAACAAUUUCAACAACAAAACCAACAACCGUUUCAACAACAAAACCAACAACAUCACGGUCAACAUCAGUACCAGUACCAACAGGAGUAUCACACGGGAGGGCGCCACCAGUCUGGGAGUGUGUCCUCACAGGAUGCCAGUCAUGCCCUUCAUGUGGACACUAGCCCUAGGAUGGUCUCCCCUGGAAGCUCUAUGGCCAGGACACCCACCAGCCCGCCAUCGCCGAGCAGUCUGAACACACUAAGACAGCAACUGAGUGUUGGGGGUACCAUGAGCCCGCCUCCCACUCCUAUGACAGGUCAAAGUUCACCAAGUCUCUAUUUUGGUACAUCACGACGAGGCAGCAUCUCUUCACUGGCUGAAUCAGAGCCUGCCCACAUCACGACACCCAGAUUUGUCAAAGACAUGUCAAAGUACUGGUACAAGCCUCAAAUUACACGCGAGGAUGCGAUUAUGCUACUGAAGGACAAACAGCCUGGCUCGUUCGUCGUCCGUGACAGUAACUCGUACCCUGGAGCUUUCGGACUUGCUCUCAAGGUUGCACAGAUCCCACCCAAUGUACAAACCAAGUCAACUGGAGACCCGUCGGCAGACCUUGUCCGACACUUCCUCAUAGAACCGACACACAAAGGCGUUCGGUUACGGGGGAGUAACAACGAACCUAUCUUUGGGAGCCUGGCCUCUUUGGUAUACCAGCACUCCAACACACCGCUUUCAUUGCCAUGUAAACUUAUGCUUCCUGAUGCAGAAACUGUGGCGAUGGAUGGAAGUAGUACUAUGGACAGUUCUGUGAAAUCAGAACUACCGAGUUCUGCUGCAGCACUUCUAGCUCAGGGUGCUGCUUGUAAUGUUCUGUUCCUGAAUUCUGUGGAUACCGAGUCACUGACAGGGCCUCAGGCUGUUGCCAGGGCAAUGAAGGUGACCUUUGACACCCAGCCUUUACCCAAGACAACAGUAGUACAUUUCAAAGUGUCGAACCAGGGUAUUACCCUCACCGACAACCAAAGAAAGUUAUUUUUCCGUCGACACUACCCUGUAGCUGCUGUGACAUACUGUGGUAUGGACCCUGAUGGUCGAAAAUGGAAGAGAGAAACAGAAGCUGGUGCUUUGAUGGAAGCAAGAGUGUUUGGCUUUGUCGCGCGGAAAUCUGGCGGUCACUCAGACAACGCCUGUCAUCUGUUCGCUGAGGUUGACCCCGAACAACCUGCUUCAGCCAUAGUGAACUUUGUAACAAAGAUUAUGAUUGGUCAAAGUGGUAAAGUGAAACCAUAGGAACAUUGACCUUGUGACCUCUGUACCAUAAGACUUACACAAAGUGUGUGAUCAUGGAUGGAGGGGAAAUCUGGGUCAUUCAAAUACAUAUACCGAGUCAAAGACAACAAAGGGCGCAAAUGUUUCCCCGUGUCUUUGGACGAGAGUGUCGUUACUCACGUUACCAUGGAGAUAGAGAAAAAGUGCAGAUCGGUCAAAUGGAAAGAUGGACUGUAGGGCAAUGUUAUAUACAACUACGGCACAGCGCUGUGGUAACGGAGUCUUUGCAUUAGUGUUUAAGACCUCUAUUACCAAUGUGAAUGUUGCUAACAUUUGAACUUGUAUGCAAAUAUAAUCGAAGAAAAGGUUUUUAGUUUUUUGUGCAAAAUUAAGCUUUACAUUAUAUAAGACAUCAUUUUAACUGCUUUUUCUAUAACGAUAUGGAAUCUGUGCAACUCCCUUUGAGUUUUCGAUUAUUCAUGUAACAGCUGUAGUAGCCUUGCUCCGUUUUUCCCCCCCAUUUCGAUUAUUUAAUGCUGAUAUUAAUUAGUCGUACAGGUUGUCGCUGAUAGCUUAACCUGUAAUGCAUUGUUACUAUGGAUACGUGUAUCCAUGGUGAUGUUGGUAGAAACCAUUGGCAUUAUCUGUGUCUUGUUACAACAGAUCUGAUUGGCCAGCUGGCAAAUUUCUGGGAAGAAUGUUUCUCAUAUUUUAAUAUUUUGGUCAAUUUGAUUGGCAGAUAUUUUUUUUCAAAAUGUUAAAGUAAUACAGAAGGUUAAUAUUUUAUGUAUCUUUUGGUUUUCAGUAUAAGAGGCAUGAAACAUUUUUAAAUAUUCAAAAUCCAUUUUGAUGGUCUGAUAUUCCAUCUAUGCACGGAUUUAUCCGAUGUUUUAUGUAUGAGCGGUAACCAUUGAAGUAGUGCUGCAGAGAACUUCCCAGCUAGCCGAACCUUACACAGUUUUCUUUGAUUUAAUGAUAUCAUUGGAUGGUCGUAAAUAUGUAUUUGUUCUGUUGUGUACCUGUUUAUCAUUUUGUUGGUCAAAUCAUGGAUAUUAUUUUGUCUUGUGAAUCUUCCGAUGCCUAGCUCUCUUCCAUAUAAUAAUCUUGUACAACAACCUCCUGUGUCGAUGACACAGUAUAAAUCUGGCAGUACUACCAGUGCUGACAGAAUGGAGGAUAGGCGGGGGUCGAGAAUGUGUGUUCAAAUGCUUUAUCUUGUUUAUAUAACGACACUACGGUCUGCCUCGUUACUAUGGCGACGGUGACGUAGAGUUGUGACGAGCUGUAGAUGUUAUUGUGCAUAUUAUUAUUAUUAUAUUAAUUUACAUGUUGUUAAAUAUGUAUAAGUGAUAAAUAUUGUAUAGUUUUAUUGUAUUUAGUCAGCGAGUUCAUAUUUAUUGAUAUUUUUCGUCAAAGUUUUUUUAACAUUACAAAACAUCCUUUGACCUCAUCACCGAGCCAGAUUUGGCUACACCUGGGUGCUGUAAUGGGUCUGCUACGAUAUUGCCAUUUUUUAAAUUCACAGAUUCAUAUUUACAACCUAGUAAUUGCUUUUACCUAGAUAUACACAAAACAGUGAUCAUUUAUACGGGCCGUUAUUUAAAACGUAAUCUGCGACUACAUACUUUACAUAUAAAAUACAAUACCUAUAUAGUUGUAGAUAAAUAUUCAAGACAACCACAUUUAGUGUUCAUGGUCGUAUUGAACUUCGAGGGAAGACAAACAUACACAAAUAAUUGUCCUCUCUAUAAGCUUUUGACAAAGAAUGUUGAUAUAAUUCCACAAUUAUUAAAAAAAAAAGAUUUUCUGGUUGUAUUAGUGCCUUUUGAAUUCCAUCAACUUGUUAUAUGAAAUUUGUUUAAAAAGAAAGUUUAACAAAACUUCCUAAAUAAUGAAUUGCUGUCUUUGAAUUGAAAUUUGCCUCAAGUUGUUUUAUGGUAUUCUUAAAUUCUCUGAACUUAUGAAUAUUCAUCUGAAUUAUAUACACUAGUACUGAAAGUACUUUAUUUUCAUAGAAAACAUCACUAAUUUUUCAGUUGGUUGUUUCCCCCGAUAAGAUACAUUUGUUUUAAAUCCUAAUUAACUUACUUAUUUAUCCCAAGAGGUAUAUCAUGAGAAGUUUGUGACAAAAUAAUUUUAUCAAGUAUAAAUAUAUUUCUGAAUAUUUUAAAACAUUCAGAAGAGCCAUUACUUCCAAAUCUGUUCACGAAAAUACGAUUUUAUUCAGUUUGUAUAUUAUAUUGGCUUUAUAGCCGGAGUUACCCCAAAGGAAUUCUUCUCCAGAUUUACUCGUACAAUAUAUUACCUCAUAUCUGAUGUUGCCUACAAACUUUUAUCUCGACAUACUGUAUUACACUUUUUGCAUUUGGAAAAUAAAUAAAUAAAGGGGCAUAACUAUUACUUGUACGAAAAGAUAAUUUUGAUGGAACUUCCGUUACAAUAUUUUUUUUUUUUUAAAUUUGCAAUAAUAGUUUUGAAUACUAAGUUUUGCAGUGAAUGUUAUAACUGCGUGUUAAGUCUUUACAACCAGGUUAGCUGUACUCACACUGCUUAAAUGCAGGUCUGGAUGUCACUACCAAGCUCUUUGUAGGAAUGUUACUCGCAUAUGUCAGAUUAUGUGGUUAUAUUUACUGAUGAAAUAAAAAUCAGAUAUUUAUCCA
Messenger RNA from Pecten maximus, 11774 nucleotides. RefSeq lists its product as uncharacterized. NCBI's taxonomy places the organism in Eukaryota, Metazoa, Mollusca, Bivalvia, Pectinida, Pectinidae. Gene Ontology annotation, molecular function: protein binding. The record is from RefSeq and is a predicted model, not a curated record.